AUGACGGCCAUGCUGACCUCAGAGGAUGGAUGGUGCGCAGUCAGCAACUAUGAAGCAGACAUUCUCAAGAAAGAGGUACUAGAAGCACUCCAGAAGGAAAUUGGCGAAGAUAACAUCAUAGAAGACUCUACGAUAAGAUCUCUGCGAAAGACGUACGGUAAUACGCAGAUUGCAGUGAGACGGGUACCAGCUCAGAUAGCGGCUAAGAUCACUAAGCUACAGAAGAUCAAAAUAGGAUAUGUUAACUGUAGGAUCCGGGUAGCUAACCGCAAAAACGAGCUGCUUCCGUGUUAUAAAUGUCUAGGUUUCGGCCAUAUCGGCAUAAACUGCACAGUAAAUAAAGAUAGAAGAAUCGACAUAGCCAUCGUCUGCGAACAAUACAAAGACCUGGACAAACCAUCAAGAUAUGGACAGUACUGGUAA
Nasonia vitripennis (jewel wasp) is the source of this 423-nucleotide messenger RNA. RefSeq lists its product as uncharacterized. The transcript is spliced from 3 exons. The record is from RefSeq and is a predicted model, not a curated record. Gene Ontology annotation, molecular function: nucleic acid binding; zinc ion binding. NCBI's taxonomy places the organism in Eukaryota, Metazoa, Arthropoda, Insecta, Hymenoptera, Pteromalidae. Bases 1 to 423 code for a protein of 140 amino acids.